This is a messenger RNA of Penicillium hordei, 1524 nucleotides long. RefSeq names its product Aminotransferase swnA. NCBI's taxonomy places the organism in Eukaryota, Fungi, Ascomycota, Eurotiomycetes, Eurotiales, Aspergillaceae. The transcript has 6 exons. Gene Ontology annotation, biological process: aromatic amino acid catabolic process; L-tyrosine biosynthetic process. Bases 1 to 1524 code for a protein of 507 amino acids. The record is from RefSeq and is a predicted model, not a curated record. Gene Ontology annotation, molecular function: L-2-aminoadipate:2-oxoglutarate transaminase activity; pyridoxal phosphate binding; aromatic-amino-acid:2-oxoglutarate transaminase activity.
AUGGAAUAUCAAGACACCUCCAGUGGCAGCACCGCACCGCGCAAAGAUGUACCUAAAGAUGCGCACGACUGGUCUCAUCUUUUCAGUGCCGAGAGCGCGUCGAGAAAGGACUCCGUAAUGCAAGCAAUGCAUGGGAUUUUGGCCAAGCCAGGCAUUCGGUCCCUCGGCCCUGGUGCGCCUUCCACAGAAUACUUCCCCUUCUACGGCAUCGACUUUGAGGUCGGCUCGACGGACGCCUUCGAGACCGUCGGCAAGAAGAUCCCUGACACAACGACCUCCAUCCACGUUGGUAAGCAUGACAGCACGACCGGAGCCAGUAUCUAUGACCUGGCAAUCGGGCUGCAGUACGGACUAGGCACAGGUUCCAAGCAGCUAGUCAAGUUCUUGACGGAACAUGUCCAGCUCAUCCACAACCCCCCCUACCGCAAUUGGCAAACUAUCCUCAGUGCUGGUAACACCUCCGCCUUUGAGAUUGUCCUGCGUAUGCUCGGCCAGACCGGUGAGCACCUGCUCGUCGAGCAGCACACCUACGCGACCGUUUUCGAGACCGGGCUUCCACUCGGCUAUCGGUUCACCCAGGUGCGCAUGGACAAAGACGGCCUGUUACCUGACGACCUUGACCUCGUCCUUUCAACCUGGGAUGAGUCCGCUCGCGGUGGCAGGAAACCCCGUCUGCUGUACACCAUUCCGACAGGCCAGAACCCCACAGGUAUUACGCAGCCCCUCCCCCGUCGACAGGCCAUCUACCGGGUUGCCCAGAAGCACGACCUGUUCAUAGUCGAAGACGACCCUUACUACUUCAUCCAGAUGCCGGUCUACCACCCCGAUGGGGCCGGCACAGUCACCCCCGCUCCCAUUACCUCGGUAGAGAAAUACGCAGAGACCCUGGUCCCCAGCUACCUCCGCCUAGACACAGACGGCCGCGUCCUGCGAAUGGAUUCCUUUUCAAAGAUCAUCGCGCCGGGCGCGCGCAUGGGCUGGGUGACAGCGUCGGAGCAGGUCAUUGAGCGGAUGGUCCGCGCACAUGAGGUCUCUGUGCAGAAUCCGAGUGGAUUCUCGCAGAUCGCCUUGUUCAAGCUGCUUCAUGAUAGCUGGGGACAUCUGGGAUUUUUCAAAUGGCUAGCACAUCUGCAGGGCGAGUAUACAAAGCGGCGGGACGGGUUGUUCGAAGCUUGUGAUGCUUUCUUGCCGCGCGAGAUUGUUAGCUGGGUGCCGCCUACCAGUGGAUUUUUCGCUUGGAUCUCCGUCGACUGGACUCAGCAUCCCCAGGCGAGUAGUAAAUCCACGCUGCAGAUCGAGAAGGAGGUCUACGAUGCGGCCAUAGAGUGUGGAGCACUGGUUGUGCCGGGGAGCUGGUUUUUGCCGGAUGAGGGGAGGGGAGGUAUGGAAGGAGUGUUUUUCCGCAUGACCUAUGCGGCUGCUUCGGCGGAAGAUAUGAGGGAGGCGAUUCGACGUCUAGGGAUGACGCUACGCGGAAUUUUCAAGUUGGAGACGACGGGUGGAACUUUAGAGUCGCGAUUGUAA